Messenger RNA from Penicillium samsonianum, 1686 nucleotides. Its product is annotated as ferric reductase family protein. Bases 1 to 1686 code for a protein of 561 amino acids. Gene Ontology annotation, biological process: copper ion import; intracellular iron ion homeostasis; iron ion transport. NCBI's taxonomy places the organism in Eukaryota, Fungi, Ascomycota, Eurotiomycetes, Eurotiales, Aspergillaceae. Gene Ontology annotation, cellular component: plasma membrane. Gene Ontology annotation, molecular function: ferric-chelate reductase activity. The transcript is spliced from 7 exons. The record is from RefSeq and is a predicted model, not a curated record.
AUGAGUGACCUCAGCGCUGCAAAAGCUGCAAAGGCUGCUGAGAAGGCAUUGCGCCUGUCUAACAAUGAAUGGAGCAAUAAGUAUUUUGCCAUCUCUAUCGGCGCAAUUAUGGUUCUUUUUGCUGUAUACCAUUGGUCGAGUGUAAUUCACUUUUAUUAUGGUCGAAGGAAGAAUCAUACUACAUUGACUCGGAAGUAUAGACAAGCACGAUGCUUUCUUUCUAGUCCAACGAUGGGAUUAAGAACAGACCGAUCUCUUCUGUAUAUCAUCUACUGGGCUAUCAACUUGGUUCUCGCUUUAACUAAUAAUGACCUUACGAAUAUCAACUAUGUUGCCAAAAGAUUUGGCUGGAUUUCAAUAGCAAACCUAGUGCUCUUGGUUUUCUUAGCCUUGAAGAAUACGCCGCUCGCGCCCUUGACAGCCACAUCCUACGAAAAGCUCCGCCCGCUACACAAGGUUGCCGGUUACACUUGCAUCUUCACAAGCGCUUUGCAUGGCAUAGUGUACCUAGCUGCCUGGUCGAAGAGUGGGGACCUGUUCGAAAUGGAAGAAUCAAAGAAUUUUGCUGGUGCCAUUGCAGGUUUUGCCAUGGUAAUCAUUGGCUUCUCAACUAUCAAAUACUUCAUGCAUGGGUAUUAUGAACUCUUCUAUAUGCUGCACAUAAUUAUGUUCAUUUUGAUUAUAAUCACAGUCGGAAUGCACCGUCCGAAUUUUUCGACUUCAACGGUGAUUGUCGUGAUUUUCACUGCCUGUCUUUGGGCCAUGGACCGCAUCAUCCGCGGCGCAAAGAUUAUCUGGAACUUCUUCGGAAAUUCCCUCACUGUCACAGCUUUGCCCAAUAAUGCCCUUCGGGUCAAACUCAGCCGUCGCAUGCACUCCAGUCCAGGUUCCCAUGCAUUCUUAUGGGUUCCUGCCAUCCGCUGGAUUGAAAGCCAUCCGUUCACUUUGUUGUCUUCGAACCCGUCCGAGUUCGUUAUUCGAGUGUAUGAUGGCUUUACGCGGGAUUUAUAUAAAGCUGCCGUGGAGUCCCCGGGGAGAUCUCUACGCUGUUCUAUAGACGGUGCAUAUGGUCAAGUCCCCAACUUUAAAGUGUUCGACAAAGUCGUUCUUGUCGCCGGUGGCAGCGGUGCUAGCUUCACAUUUGCUAUUGCACUAGACCUGAUCGAGGCAUCUCAGAAGGCAGUGAAGUCGGUUGACUUUAUUUGGAUAGUGAGGCAUCAAGAGUGCCUCGAAUGGUUUGCCCAAGAGCUCAAACAACUUCAGUCCCAUCCAGAAGUGAACGUGCUCAUUUACGUCACCCGUCAGGCUGACCUGUCCGGCACAUCGUCACCCACAUCCCCAAGCUCUUUAUCAGAAAAAGUAUCUGCACAGGGCGAUGUGAUCCCAACAGAACCCUCCCCAGAACCCUCUCCAACCUUUUCAACGAGUGACCCCGAGAAAGGCGUUGGGCAACAGUCUACGGGCAAUAUUUAUUCUUCUUCAAUGAACCAGAUCUUGCCAGGGCGCCCGCAUAUUGGCAACUUGAUCGCGGCCGCUGCUGCUGGAAGCGGCAAAUCAGACGACCGCAUCAUUGUUGGUGCAUGUGGUCCUAGCGAGCUUAUGAGUAUAACACGGAAAGCUGUUAACAAUGAGUUGCUUAAUGACGGACCAUCGAUAACACUCUACACCGAGGAAUUUGAAUGGUGA